ACAGCGGUGUAAGCCAAUGACAUUCGUCAGGGGGCGGGUCUCUGUGGAGGUUCGUUUCCGGGGUAUGUGAGAGUCAGAUGAAACACGUGUGUGGAUGUUUUGCGGAGCGGUUCGUCUCGUGUGCGCGCAAUCUGUGCUGUUUUAUUCUCAUUCCGUGUGUAAGCGCAUUUUUCACUGCCCGAGAAUCAGCUUUCGAAGAGCCGCUUUUACAGCACAGUUUCUGCAGCUGUCGACUGAGAUCAGCUCGGGCCCGAUGAUGGAGGAGACUGGGGCGAAUCCGGCGUCGGUUCUGACCGGGGAGAAACGCUCUUUCCCCGACGAGGAUCCGGAUCACACCGCCAAGAGGCUCAGAGUCGAGGAGGAGGAGGAGGAAGAACAGAGCCGAGGAGGAAAAGAUGAAGGAGAGCAGCUGGACGAGGAAGAGGAGCUGUGUGAGGAGGAGGAGGAGGAGGAGAGCUUCGCUGACAUGAUGAAGCACGGCCUCAGUGAGGCAGACGUGGGCAUUCUCAAGUUCAUCAGCGAGCAUAAAGGCUUCUCCGGCAUCCUGAAGGAGAGGUACUCAGACUUUGUGGUCCAUGAGAUCAGUAAAGAGGGCAAGACCGUUCGUCUGGAUGAUCUGUCUGUUCCCGCUGAUGUGGAGGAAAACUCUCCGGACUGCAGCGCAGCCGAGGUUCAGGUUCUGACAGAAGAGCAGAAGCAGCAGCUGGAUGAACUGCAGCUCUUCAAGAACAAAGAGGGAAGCGUGGCCAUCGAGGUGCAGGAGGAUUCGAAGGAGAAACGCACUCUUCUGCACAAAGCCGUGAAGACUCUGUAUCCCGGCCUGGAGACCAAGACCGAGGACAGACAAGGGAAGAAGUUCAUCGUGGCGUAUCAUGCCGCCGGGAAGAAAGCGCUGGCAGAGGUCCGGCCCUCGGCAGCCCCUCGAAAGCAUUCGUGGCCAAAGAACCGUGGAAGUUUCUGCCAUUUCGUGCUCUAUAAGGAGAACAAGGACACCAUGGACGCCAUCAACAUCCUGUCCAAGUUCCUCAGGGUCAGACCCAACAUGUUCUCCUACAUGGGCACCAAAGACAAGAGGGCCAUCACGGUGCAGGAGAUCGCCGUGCUGAAGAUCAGCGCUGAAAGACUGUCUCACCUCAACAAAUGCCUCAUGAACCUGAAGCUGGGAAACUUCAGCUAUAAGAAACAUCCGUUAAAACUCGGAGAACUGCAGGGAAACCACUUCACGGUGGUUCUCAGGAAUAUCUCCGGCUCUCUGGAGCAGGUGGAGCAAGCCAUGACUUCACUCAGGGAAACCGGCUUCAUUAACUAUUACGGCAUGCAGCGCUUCGGCACCACAGCCGUGCCCACGCACCGGGUCGGCAGGGCUAUACUGCAGAACAACUGGAAGGAAGUGGUGGAUCUCAUCCUGAAACCUCGUCCUGGAGCGGAGAAGGGCUACCUGGUGAAGUGCAGAGAGGAGUGGGCGCGAUCUCAGGACCCAGAGGCGGCGCUCAAGAAACUGCCGGUCAAACGCUGCGUGGAGGGCCAGCUGCUGCGAGGCCUGUCCAAGUACGGCAAAAACAACAUCAUCACAGCGUUCGGCCUGAUCCCUCGAAACAACAGGCUGAUGUACAUCCACAGCUAUCAGAGCUACGUGUGGAACUCUAUGGUCAGCAGACGCAUGGAGGCCUUCGGGCUCAGGGCCGUGGAGGGAGAUCUGGUUCUCAGAGGAGCCUCUGCUCACGUUCUGUCCGCCGAAGAGGCAGAGAAACACUCCAUUCACGACGUGGUGAUGCCGCUGCCGGGGUUCGACGUCAUUUAUCCCACUCACAGCGUGGGUCGAGGCUACAGAGACAUGAUGAGCGCCGACGACCUGGACAUCGAUAACAUGAGGCACAAGGUUCGGGAUUACUCUCUGGCCGGCGCUUACAGACGGAUCCUCAUUCGCCCCAGAGACGUCAGCUGGGAGCUGAUCCAGUACGACGAUCCACGAGUGCCUCUCGUUCACACAGACGUGGAGAAAUUAGAAAACGCUCCGGCUCCGGUCUACCUCAAAGAAGGGAAGUAUCGGGCCCUGAAGAUGGAGUUUUCUCUGCCGUCCUCCACGUACGCCACGAUGGCCGUCAGAGAAGUGCUGAAGAUGGACACCAGCAUCAAGAAUCAGACUCAGCUCAACACCAGCUGGCUGAACUGACGGCCACAAACACCCUGGAGUUUCCAGCAGCUUUAUUCUGCUCACGUUAAAACGGCGAUAAAGAUUCGACUGUCAUGUUUGUCAUUUUGACACAAAGAAAAGGCUACAGCACAGUUUUCAGUUCACUUGGUUUUAGUGUUGGUUUUUUUAAUGAGUGUUUUUUUAAAGCUCUGCCGGAGUAUAAAGACCGUUCUAAAGCACAUGUUUCCAGAGCUUUAGCAUAAACCGAACACUGAGCAGUAAAUGAACACAUUCUGGAUCUUGUAAGAUUAAUUUUGCUCUUUGAUGAUUUAUUAUUGUAUUAUGUUUGAUUCCUGCUGAAUGUUCAAUUUGCUAGUGUAAAUAUUUUAAUCUGAAUAAAUGAAUCUGCCUGA
This is a messenger RNA of Labeo rohita (rohu), 2547 nucleotides long. It is a transcript of the gene pus7, whose product is annotated as pseudouridine synthase 7. Gene Ontology annotation, cellular component: nucleus. Lineage: Eukaryota; Metazoa; Chordata; Actinopteri; Cypriniformes; Cyprinidae. Gene Ontology annotation, biological process: pseudouridine synthesis. Gene Ontology annotation, molecular function: pseudouridine synthase activity; RNA binding. The coding region runs from base 95 to 2173 and encodes 692 amino acids. The record is from RefSeq and is a predicted model, not a curated record. The transcript is spliced from 18 exons.